AGAGAAGAUGAGUGUCACACCAAGCUUCAGAGAGAAGAUAUUUCACAUUACAGUGAAGGAGAAUUCUGAACAAGAUGAAUGAAAAAGUCUUCCUCCUGCUUCUGGGCUGUGUGACGGGGCUGGUGACCAGUCUACCUCUAUCUGCACAAAUACAGUACAAUCUACUUGGAGUGAACAAAGAUGCCCCAAAGAGUGAAGACUCCGAAGUGCCACAAGGGAUCUUCAGCAAGAUUUUGAAAGCUAAUAAAGAUAGCAAAACACCCAUGUAUGGAGGAGAUGUGCUGGUACGAAAUGAGCGCAGUGCCAUGAACUGUCCUUCUUGCCUUUGGCCUAAAAGUGAUAGUGGUAGUGUUCCUGUUCCCUACACCAUAGAUUCCCGCUACAGUGAGUACCAGUGA
Rana temporaria (common frog) is the source of this 398-nucleotide messenger RNA. RefSeq names its product astacin-like metalloendopeptidase. Gene Ontology annotation, molecular function: metalloendopeptidase activity. The coding region runs from base 75 to 398 and encodes 107 amino acids. Gene Ontology annotation, biological process: proteolysis. Lineage: Eukaryota; Metazoa; Chordata; Amphibia; Anura; Ranidae. The transcript has 5 exons. The record is from RefSeq and is a predicted model, not a curated record.